Messenger RNA from Anopheles maculipalpis, 1304 nucleotides. It is a transcript of the gene Taf7, whose product is annotated as transcription initiation factor TFIID subunit 7. The record is from RefSeq and is a predicted model, not a curated record. Lineage: Eukaryota; Metazoa; Arthropoda; Insecta; Diptera; Culicidae. The transcript is spliced from 4 exons. Gene Ontology annotation, cellular component: transcription factor TFIID complex. Gene Ontology annotation, biological process: RNA polymerase II preinitiation complex assembly; transcription initiation at RNA polymerase II promoter. Gene Ontology annotation, molecular function: RNA polymerase II general transcription initiation factor activity. The coding region runs from base 18 to 1304 and encodes 428 amino acids.
ACAAGCAAUUAUUAAAAAUGCCUGAUAAACCCGUAAAACAAGAUAGCAAAAAGGACGAUGGAGCGGAACUGGAAACGCAGAUUAUCAUGCGUAUGCCGAAGGAACCAGCUGCUGCUCUACGCGAAGCGAUACAAAGCGGUGCCAAUAAUCUGAAGGACCGACUUUUCAUACGUUUGGAGAACGAGCUGCGAUAUGGCGAAGUUCGGUUCGAUCAUUGGUUGCUGCAUGCGAAGGUUGUUGAUCUUCCCACGAUAAUCGAAUCGUUGAAAACAAUCGACUCGAAGAACUUCUACAAAACUGCGGACAUAUGCCAGAUGAUGAUUUGCAAGGAGGAACCCGAGCAACAGUCAGCCGAAGAGGAAUCGCCAAACAAAAACAAGAAAAAGGACCCAAACAAGGUGGACAAAAAGUACCUGUGGCCGCACGGUGUAACGCCGCCCUGCAAGAACAUAAGAAAGCGUCGUUUCCGUAAAACUCUCAAGAAGAAGUACGUCGAAGCACCAGAGAUAGAGAAAGAGGUUAAACGUUUGCUGCGCGUCGAUAAUGAAGCGGUCAAUGUAAAGUGGGAACUGAUCACCGAGGACGAAGAUCCGAACAAACCGUCGCCGGGAUCGGGCACAGAGACGGGACCACCCAACAAGAGUCCAUCGAAAAACACGAAAAAAGGCGAUCACAACAAAGACGUGGGAGAGCACGAUAUCUUCGGUGAGGAAGUUUCCGACUCGGAUGAGGAAGAUAAUCCGAUCAACAAAAAUAUCGACAUCGAUGAGAGUAGCAGAUUAUCGGCGGAAGCCGAUGAUAGCCGCUUGUCGGAUUCUAGCUCGUACCAAGGCACACAGCAGACCGAAAGAAACCCUGCGCUGGAAUUUAACAAAAGCAUGUUUAGUGGCGCUGGUUCGAGUGGCAGUGGGUACCGGGCAGCACGAAGGGCCGACACGGGUGCUACUACUAGCAGUGCCGGAGGAUCGAAAUCUAUGUCAUUCUUUCAGGGUGACAAUUCACGGUUGGAUUCCGAUAAUGAUUCGUCCGAUAUGCCGCACGGCGGUUAUGGAAAUAGUCAGAACAGUAAUGCCAAUAGUGCCACUGCCAGUACGAAUAAUAACGCACGCAUUUACGAGCUGCAGCGUCAGAUUAGCGAUCUGAAGACGCAGCGCAAUCAAAAGGAGCAGGAAAUUCGCACGAUCGAAAAUCAAACUUUGCGCCAGCGUUUGCAGGACAAGCUGGACAGCUUGCUGAUGGAAAUUCACGACAAGGAAAAGGAGAUUCACGAUCUUCAAUCGGGAGAAAAAUAUAAUUUGGACUAA